AUGAGCAACGAUCCACAAGUAAAGAAGGAGGAAUCAGCUGAAGAUACUUCUACGGCGAUCCUUAGACCAAAAUCUAGUCCAAACCGUUUGAUUGUCGAUGAAGCAACAGCAGACGACAACAGUGUGGCUACUAUAAACCCAGCAACGAUGGAAACUCUCGGCUUAUUCCGUGGUGACACUAUCAUCGUCAGAGGUAAAAAGCGCAAGGACACAGUCCUCAUCUGUCUCUCCUCUGACGAUGUCGACGAGGGCAAAAUACAAAUGAACAAAGUCGCACGUAACAACCUCCGCGUAAAGCUCGGUGACGUAGCUAACAUUCACGCUUGCCCUGAAAUUAAGUACGGAAAGCGUAUCCACGUUUUACCUUUCGACGACAGCAUUGAAGGUCUCACUGGUAACAUCUUCGAUGUCUACCUUAAGCCAUAUUUCUUAGAGGCAUACCGUCCUGUCCGUAAGAACGACACCUUCCUAGUUAGAGGUGGUAUGCGUACUGUUGAGUUCAAGGUCGUCGAGUGCGAUCCAUCCGAAUUCUGUAUUGUCGCACAAGAUACCGUCAUACACACAGAGGGUGACCCAAUCAAGCGUGAAGAUGAGGAGUCUAAUCUCAAUGAAGUUGGUUAUGAUGAUCUUGGUGGUUGCAGAAAGCAACUCGCUCAAGUUCGUGAAUUAGUCGAAUUGCCUUUAAGACAUCCACAACUUUUCAAAUCCAUUGGUAUCAAACCUCCACGUGGUAUCUUGAUGUACGGUCCACCUGGUACCGGUAAAACUCUCAUGGCUAGAGCUGUAGCUAAUGAAACCGGCGCUUUCUUCUUCUUGAUAAACGGUCCAGAAAUUAUGUCUAAAAUGGCUGGUGAAUCUGAAUCAAACCUCCGUAAAGCUUUCGAAGAAGCUGAAAAGAAUUCACCUGCUAUCGUUUUCAUUGAUGAAAUUGACGCUAUUGCACCAAAGCGUGAAAAGACCAACGGUGAAGUUGAAAGAAGAGUAGUAUCACAAUUGUUGACACUCAUGGAUGGAUUAAAAGCACGUUCAAACAUUGUCGUUAUGGCAGCAACCAACAGACCAAACUCUAUCGAUCCUGCUUUGAGACGUUUCGGUAGAUUCGACAGAGAAGUUGAUAUCGGUAUCCCAGAUCCAAUUGGUAGACUUGAAAUCUUACGUAUUCACACUAAGAACAUGAAACUCGGCGAUGAUGUCAACCUUGAACAAAUUGCAGCAGAUACUCAUGGUUACGUUGGUGCGGAUAUGGCUAGCUUGUGCUCUGAAGCUGCUAUGCAACAAAUUAGAGAAAAGAUGGACUUGAUCGAUCUCGAUGAAGACACUAUCGAUGCUGAAGUCCUUGACGCACUGGGUGUUACAAUGGAGAACUUCCGUUACGCUCUUGGUGUAUCUAACCCAUCUGCACUCCGUGAAACUGUCGUUGAAGUUCCUACUGUCACCUGGAACGACAUUGGUGGUCUUGAUAAGGUUAAGCAAGAAUUACAAGAAACUGUUCAAUACCCAGUUGAACAUCCAGAAAAAUUCAUCAAGUACGGUAUGUCACCAUCUAAGGGUGUUCUCUUCUAUGGUCCACCAGGUACUGGUAAAACAUUGCUUGCUAAGGCUAUAGCAAAUGAAUGUCAAGCAAACUUUAUCUCAAUUAAGGGUCCAGAAUUAUUGACAAUGUGGUAUGGUGAAUCUGAAGCCAAUGUUAGAGAUGCAUUCGAUAAGGCUAGAGCAGCAGCACCAUGUGUUAUGUUCUUUGAUGAAUUAGAUUCAAUUGCUAAGUCAAGAGGCGCAGGUGCAGGUGGUGAUGCAGGUGGUGCUUCUGACAGAGUUCUUAACCAAAUUUUGACGGAAAUGGAUGGUAUGUCAGCCAAGAAGAACGUAUUCGUUAUUGGUGCAACUAACAGACCUGAUCAAAUUGAUCCAGCAUUGUUACGUCCUGGUAGAUUAGAUCAAUUAAUUUACAUUCCAUUACCGGAUGUUCCAUCUAGAUUAUCAAUUCUUAAAGCAACACUUCGUAAAUCACCAGUUGCACCAUCAGUGGAUCUUGAAUUCCUUGCGAACCAAACUCAUGGUUUCUCUGGUGCUGAUUUGACUGAAGUUUGUCAAAGAGCCGCUAAAUUAGCAAUUAGAGAGUCAAUUAACGCUGAUAUAGAAGCAAAACGUGCACAAAAGGAGAAAUUAAUAGCUGAAGGUGCUGAUCUUGAUGCUGCAAUGGAGGAAGAUGUUGACAAUGAUCCGGUACCUGAAAUUACGAUCGCACACUUUGAAGAAGCAAUGAGAUUCGCUAGAAGAUCUGUAUCUGAUCAAGACAUUAGAAGAUACGAAAUGUUUGCACAAAAUCUCCAACAAUCUAGAUCAUUUGGCAGUCAAUUUAGAUUCCCUGGACAAGGUGAACAAGGUGCUUCUCAAGAGCAAGAUGGUCAAGGUCAAUUUGGAUCUGGCGGGGAUGACGCUGAUGAUCUCUACGCAUAG
Wallemia mellicola CBS 633.66 is the source of this 2457-nucleotide messenger RNA. RefSeq names its product AAA ATPase. The coding region runs from base 1 to 2457 and encodes 818 amino acids. The record is from RefSeq and is a predicted model, not a curated record. Gene Ontology annotation, biological process: retrograde protein transport, ER to cytosol; autophagosome maturation; mitotic spindle disassembly. Lineage: Eukaryota; Fungi; Basidiomycota; Wallemiomycetes; Wallemiales; Wallemiaceae. The transcript is spliced from 4 exons. Gene Ontology annotation, molecular function: polyubiquitin modification-dependent protein binding; ATP hydrolysis activity; ATP binding. Gene Ontology annotation, cellular component: nucleus; cytosol; VCP-NPL4-UFD1 AAA ATPase complex.